CUGACGCGCCUCCACUGCGCUGCCGUGAUUGGCUGCUCCCUUUUUCACAACUUCCUCAAAAAACACAAACACACAGAGCAAUCAGCUGAGCGUGUGAGUGCAGUGGCAGUUAUUCAAAAGUAAACAUCUGUUUUUGACACCUUGAUUCGUCUCUAAAUGCUCACGUAGCACCGGCGAGGAUUGUGAGGAAUGUUCACGGGGAGAACAGGAAACUGAAAGUGUCUGGAAGCACUCAGACGUGAGAGAGAGACGACGUCUCUCAGCCACAACAAAGGGUGAAAUAUGGGCAGUGAGUACCGACCACUGUCUCCGGCAGAGUCAUGUCGAAGUGUGUUCAUAGAGACGUCAGAGUGCUUUAUAUGCAGGGAUGUUGAACUUCAAGCCAGUGACCCACUGAGGAAUUUCUGCGACUGCAAGAAUUUACUUGCCCAUCACGUGUGUCUGUCCACAUGGAUCCAGAGGGGAUGUGGGAGUGAAGACAGGCUGCGAUGCGUCAUCUGCAAAGGCAAGUACCAGCUCCAGAGAAGCUCUCCCUGGUGGACGGUGAGCUUCCGGUGGCAGACGUGGCUGGUGCUGUUCGCUGCGCUGGUUCUGCUGGGCCUGGUGCCGUACGUUGUUCACCGCAUGAUGACCGCCUUCACCAACCCUCCUCCUCCCGGCACCUUUCAACUGGCCGCGGCCUCUUUCGGCGUGCUGACAGAGAUCCUGCUGAUCAAGUGUCUGUGCAGCUACCUCAGCAGUCGGUACCAGCAGGCCGAGCAGAUCUCCUUCACAGUCCGGCCCAGAGACUCCGAACAGGACCGAGCGAGCCCCGGCCGCUGGGAUAGCUCCGAGGCCGUUGCAGCGGCGGCGGGUCACGCUUCGUCCGCGGCCUCACCCGACCAAGUGGACAAAGGGAAAGUGGGCGCGCUGCAGAGUGGAUGUCUCAGCCUGUUCUGAACCACUAACAGGAGAGUUUACAGAAUCUGAGAGUAAAUCAUUUGGAUAUGUUUCUAACAGCCAUUCAAGAUAUCGCAUCAGUAUAUCAGCAGAGUUCUUGCACUUUAAAACCUAUUUUCAAGGGGUCAGAUAUUCUUGUUUUCCUCCGCGCUCACACUCCUGCUUUAGUCAGACGAUAUACUGUAUUCUCUGCAAACUGCAAAGUGGCUGUAAGGAAGAGAGUGCGUGCAGUUUGCAUGAGUGUGUUCGGGCAAAGAGGGGGGGGGGAGAAAAAAAGCCUAAGAUCAUUCUCUUUCCCUAAUGAUGUCCACACAGAGACAAUGGGGCGCCGCUCUGAUUAGUGUCACCUGUCCUUGUGCAUCUCAUCAGCUCCAUUAUGGCUCCAUCUCCCAUGCUUCUCCCGCUAAUUGAAUAGCCUGUGAAGUGGUGACGGUGACGGGGGCGAGAGCAGCGUCUGUCCCACUGCUGCUUCGCAAAUGAGAGUAAAGCUUCCCAGGGAGACGCUGCUGUUGUUCUUAAAACAUAAACCAUUAUUGUACGGAUAGACGGGGUGUUAACAAGUAGCCCUCGUGUUAUAUUACCAUCAGAUCGUCGGCGGAUUGUGUUCGUACAGAUAACGGCUUUGAGUUAAGUGUCCGCUGUAGUUUUUUGACGGGGAUCAAAGGCAGCAGCACGCAUCGCGUCAGUGUAAAGAAAUGUGGCCGUAAGAUAUUCACUAAUGACUUUCACGUGUUAGCUCCUACAGAAGCUGCACAUGGCAAAUACAGUGUGUGUGAAAGUGUAGUUAAAGCAGCAUGUCUGACAUAUGGGGGGAGAUGAGAAAACUGACAAUACUUUCAUAUCUGUGUGUUUAAAAAUACUGUCACAGCGGCUGGUUAGCUCAGCUUAGGACAAAGACUGGAGACGCGGGGUGAAGCUAGCGCCAACUGGUCAGAAACUGGGAGCAAAAUUCUUCAGGGGGAUCGUACGCUGCACAUUCCCAAAAACUGUCAAGCCAUACAUACAGAGGUACCACCUGUCGAUUUCAAACAAACAGCAGGGGCAAUAACCACUAACUGCAGCUGCUUUAUAGCUUGUUAGCUCAGCGAGCAGUGCAGCUAGCGGUCCUAUUAGCUUAACUCAGGUCCGCCUGGACUGGAGGCUCAGAAUAAUGUGUUGGUGUUUAAACCACUAGCGCUGGUGCUUUGGACCCUGGAAGGAGGAGGGUUUCAGUCAGAGACAAUAAACUUGAAACUUUAAAAAGGGGAAAAACAAACUAACAAAUUAGAAAUGAGGAAAAACUCUUUGUGCCCCCUUUAAGUUGGGACCCCUGCAGCUUUUAUCCUCUGCAGCCUGCUCACCUGCAUUAACUGCCUCUGCACCCUCCUGCUUACAUCAGCAGAAACACUCCUACUGCAGGAGACGACAAUCAGCCAGUCAACUCGCUGACCUCAAGCUCUUAUAUAUUCUUUAUCUUUACAUCAUUUUAAACUACUCAUUAAGGUUUUUUUCUCACUAAACUCCCAGACCUCCCCCUUCAUCCACACCGCACCUGACAAAUGAUCCUGAACAGGUGACGACUGUUUUGGCAGUUCCUGGUACCACAACAGAAGAAGGCCAAAAACAAAGAUGUUUAAACACGGUCAGUAGUUUUUGUGAUACUGGCAGUGAUGCCAAAACAACUUAAUGUAACACAACCGUUAAAGGUUUUCACAGCUUCAUGUUCAUUAAUCACCAAACACCUCAGCCACCUGCCGGCUACGUGGUAGAAUCAAAGUGACUGAGUGUCGUGUGUGUGUGUGUGUGUGUGUGUGUGUGUGUGUGUGUGUGUGUGUGUGUGAUGUGUGUUAUACUCCGAGGUCAUGAGGCAUCCCCGAAUUUUCACAUGAAGCUCUGUGAGACAAAAACUGUGAGGUCUUUUCUAAUGGGCAUCAAUGUAUUUCCCAACUGAAGCCAACAAACCCGGACUGAGGGCACGUGUCCUCGCAGACCGAACGACUCCUUGUUAAACCUUGGAAAGAGUUCCAGCCAGUCGUCUAUCUUCCUUUGUUUGGUUCAAACACAUGCUCCUCGGGCGUGGUGCAAUAAUAGCAAUUUGGAGAUCAUAUCGAUAAGACCAAAGUCAAGAUGGUCUGUGCCAAGCAGGAUUUCACAACAGAGCCUCGUGAUUCUGACAGCCGACUUGUUGAAACUGUUGAAAGUGUCAGAUAUCGCCAACGGUCCCGAGCUUCUCUAAAUAUACAACAGCUUGAUCGUACCUUAACAGUUUUCAGUCUUAUAAACUGAUCACAAAAACCCUGAUUGAGGUUGUGUUUACAUUCAGCUCGGCUUCAGGAUUUGGUCGUGUGAACUGCAGCUUUGAGAAGAAGUUCGUCUUACAGGUUUCUCAUUGCCGGCGAAAUAAUGAGGCUGCGUCCCGUCAGGACGAGAGAUAAAGCAACGCAAUCAGUGUUUCAAACCCCAAAAAAUCUUGCUCCAAAGUAUUCUGAGUUGUUUUAUAUAUAUAUAUAUAUAUAUAGUUUUACUUGUGUGCUGUGUUGCCACAUUUGUUCUCACUUGUUUUUUUAAGUUACCCUGUCUCAUGCUGCUUUUAUACUUCUGCGAGCCAAAGACAAUUUUCCACUCUGGCGGACGAUAAAGACGUAUUCUCCUCUAUUCUGAGAGACCAAACACAAACACAGUGUGUCAGUCUGUCGUGCGUCAGUCUGACAAAACUUCUCAGUGUCAUCGCUUGGUUGGUUUUUGUCCUUUUUACAUGGAAUCAAAACAGAAAAGCAGUAUUGUUCAGACAUCAUGACAUGAUUAGCUGAAGGCUCUUCACAUGUUGUGUUGUAUUUUAUAAACCAAGUUUCUUCUAUGUGCAAUCAUACAUGACCCACAAAUCCUGAUUCUUAUCCUGACCAGUAACUUAGUUUCUCUCUCACUCAAGAUAUCAUGUUUUCCUUCUAGUCUGGGUCAAAGCUGUAAAAACUACAUUUCCCAUAAUGCAACUGUUCACAGCACCUUUUUUUUUUGUUAGACUCUUGCUCGUGUCACUGAGUUCGUGCCGCAGAGCCUUCUGUUAUUAAUUGGUCGUCUGCAAAACAAUAGCCAAGAUAAUGCCGAUGACGUCACCUGAUCGCCCCGAUGACAUCAUCUGGGUUGUUUUGUUUUUUUUUAAAACUUGGUGCUGUUGACAGGAUACAACUGUUUACAGGAGUUCCUCCUUUAAUUCAUCGUGUUCAUGAUGUUCUGCAUAAUAAAUCUCUCCUCUUUGAAUGUAAUCUAUAGGAAACUCACUUGUAUAUGAAAUGAUUAUAUUGAACAAAUGAAUGCUUUUGUUGAACAAUUACUGUGUGAAAAACAAAUAAAACGUGAGGCCGGCCUCUA
Messenger RNA from Acanthopagrus latus (yellowfin seabream), 4287 nucleotides. RefSeq lists its product as uncharacterized. NCBI's taxonomy places the organism in Eukaryota, Metazoa, Chordata, Actinopteri, Spariformes, Sparidae. The transcript is spliced from 5 exons. Gene Ontology annotation, molecular function: zinc ion binding. Bases 283 to 939 code for a protein of 218 amino acids. The record is from RefSeq and is a predicted model, not a curated record.